UGCUGCAGAGAAAAAAUUUUCCACCGAAAACUAUUUUCAAAAAUACAAAAACAAAAACAAUUCGAUUAAGGAAUAUCAUUUUAAAAAAUCACGCAAAAAUCCAUAAGCACAAAAUGUGCUUCAACUACAAUUAUUGAAAAACAUUCAAAAAUCAAAGCAAAUUCAAAUAAUACAAAAAAAUGGAAGGAGAAAAGAUUUUAAUGGCUGCAGGUGUCACUGUGGCUGCCGUAGUUGGUGCUUUUGUUUUUUGGGGACCAUCGGGUAACCCAAGUUCGUCACGACUACGUCAGCGAAGAGGACAAAUUGCAGGCUUGCACAACUUUGGACGAACUUGUUUCCUCAAUACUCUGCUGCAAGCUUUGGCAGCAUGCCCACAAUUCAUAGCUUGGUUACAAUUGUAUAAUGGAGUUUCGAUGGAUAAAAAAAACCUAAUCACAUCAUUGUUAAAUACUCUGGAGAUUGUGAAUGGAACUCAUCCAACUUUAAGGGGAGAUCCCUAUUCCCCUGGCGCCGUGAUACGGGCUUUGAACGCACUGCGUUGGGUUAUACCACAAGGCGAACAAGACGCACAUGAAUUGUUGCAUGUAAUGUUGGCUUCCUUGGAAGAGGAAUCAACAAGACCGAAGAAAGUCGGUUGCUUGUCUGAUGCUCUAUUGCCUGAAGAUGGUGGUGGCAAUGGCAAACAGGAACAAUUGAUGCCGCCUCAGAGGCCGUCAAGUGCUCUCCUUUCGGAUUUUCUAAAUGCGGAAUAUGAUGAGUCGACAAAUUUGAUGCGGCAAGUGAGAUCGGAGGCACAUACGCCGGACUCUCCUGCUUCAAUUUGUGAUGAAGAGGGCGAGGAUCGGAUUAAUGGGUCUAGAUCUCUUAUGAUGGAUAUGAAUGAUGAUCCAUCAAUGUCACCGAAUCUUAGUUUGGCUAGUCAGCGACAGAGUCGAUGUCGUUCGGUUCAGACGCAAAUGGGUGAUGGGGCGUUGAAUAGAAAAGUUUCAUCGUCUUGUAGGUCAUUGGAACGAUUGUCACGUGGACCAGGAAGAGUUUCUAUUUGGAGCGAUCAAGCACCAUUACAAGUGCCACAUCCAUUUCAAGGGGCAUUGGGAAGCCAAAUUGUAUGCAAUGGAUGUGGAUUUAAGUCUACAGUACGCUAUGAUAAAUUUGACAGCAUCACUCUUCAUCUACCCGAUCAGAGGCGAUCCGGUCUAAGUUUGGGUCAUUUAUUAAGUGAAUUUAUUGCUUCUGAAAAUCUAACUGGAGUCAAAUGUGACUCGUGCAGUGAAACAACAAAUCACACAAAAUCACUCACAUUUGCCAAAUUGCCAGCUUGCCUGUGCAUUCAUAUUUCACGUACCGUUUGGCUACCAACCGGACAGGUUUGCAAACGUCAAGAUUAUGUGCAUUUCCCAGAGAGUUUGUCAAUGGCGCCAUAUAGUUUUGUACAACCACAUUUGAAUAGUCAGGCCAACACACCAUGGGGAUCAACAAUGUCAUUGUUCUCAUCGAGUGUUCCCACUAACCCCAACAUGGACACAUUCAGCAAUUACAAUACAUUCGGUUCAAUGUUUCCACGAAACUUGUAUCGAUUGUUAGCAGUUGUUGUACAUUCUGGAGAAGCAAAUAGUGGACAUUUUGUAACCUAUCGCAGAGGAGCUUUAAGAAGUUCUCAUAGGUGGUUUUAUACAUCUGAUACUGUGGUUCGGGAAGUAUCAAUCGAUGAAGUGCUAAGCGUGCCAGCAUAUCUGCUAUUUUACGAUCGAGGACCACAAAAGAUGCCCGGUUCGAUUAAUAUGCGCUGAAAGAAUAACUACAAAAAAAUCAAAAGUCUAAAAAGAUAAACAAAACAAUAACAAUUGCUUCAAAGAUACAAAAAAAAUAACUACGUUUUCAACGCCCCACCAAACUGCGUCGUCUUCAGCGGAUUCAAUCAAAACAACCGAGCUAGUUUUUUGUACUUUGUUUUGUUUUCUUUUUAAUUUUUUUUAAUACGAGACUAAAAUUGAAAAUUACAUUUAGAACUUUUUUUUAUUUAUAACUCACGUCAUUUUAAAAAAUUUAUAGCA
This is a messenger RNA of Episyrphus balteatus (marmalade hoverfly), 2054 nucleotides long. It is a transcript of the gene Usp30, whose product is annotated as ubiquitin carboxyl-terminal hydrolase 30 homolog. The transcript has 6 exons. The record is from RefSeq and is a predicted model, not a curated record. Lineage: Eukaryota; Metazoa; Arthropoda; Insecta; Diptera; Syrphidae. Gene Ontology annotation, molecular function: cysteine-type endopeptidase activity; cysteine-type deubiquitinase activity. Gene Ontology annotation, biological process: protein deubiquitination. Gene Ontology annotation, cellular component: nucleus; cytosol. The coding region runs from base 180 to 1790 and encodes 536 amino acids.